Messenger RNA from Callorhinus ursinus (northern fur seal), 5107 nucleotides. RefSeq names its product CD44 molecule (IN blood group) (gene CD44). Gene Ontology annotation, cellular component: plasma membrane; basolateral plasma membrane; macrophage migration inhibitory factor receptor complex. Gene Ontology annotation, biological process: cell adhesion; positive regulation of ERK1 and ERK2 cascade; inflammatory response. Gene Ontology annotation, molecular function: cytokine receptor activity; hyaluronic acid binding. NCBI's taxonomy places the organism in Eukaryota, Metazoa, Chordata, Mammalia, Carnivora, Otariidae. The record is from RefSeq and is a predicted model, not a curated record.
GUCACUCUUUCAGCCCUUGAAUAAAAACAGCACCCAACUUCCCAGGCGCCCUCAUUGCCCAGCCGGACCCCAGCCCCUGAUAGGUUCGGUCCGGCCCGCUCGCCCCGUGUUCCGCCGGCCCCCGCCCAGCGCACCGGACCCUCCGGCGCCCCGCGCUCGCUCUCUCGGUUUGCUCGCACCAUGGACAAGUUUUGGGGGCGCUUAGCCUGGGGACUGUGCCUCCUGCAGCUGAGCCUGGCGCAGAUCGAUUUGAAUAUAACCUGCCGAUACGGAGGUGUGUUCCACGUGGAGAAAAAUGGUCGCUACAGCAUCUCCAGGACAGAGGCCGCUGACCUCUGCAAGGCUUUCAACAGCACCCUGCCCACCAUGGCCCAGAUGGAGAAAGCCCUGAGCAUGGGGUUUGAGACCUGCAGGUACGGGUUCAUAGAAGGGCAUGUGGUGAUCCCCCGUAUCCACCCUAACUCCAUCUGUGCUGCAAACAAUACAGGGGUGUACAUCCUCACAUCCAACACCUCCCAGUACGACACGUACUGCUUCAAUGCCUCAGCUCCACCCAGAGAAGAUUGCACAUCGGUCACACACCUGCCCAAUGCCUUUGAAGGACCAAUUACCAUAACCAUUGUCAACCGCGAUGGCACCCGCUACAGCCAGACAGGUGAAUACAGAACGAACCCUGAAGACAUCAACCCCAGCAGCCCCACUGACGAUGAUGUGAGCAGCGGAUCCUCCAGUGAGAGGAGCACUUCUGGAGGCUACAACAUCUUCCACACCCACCUUCCAACUGUAUACCCGACCCCGGACCAAGACAGUACGGUGGUGUCUGACAACCCAGAGCAUACCCCCAUUACCAGUACGGAUUCAAAUAUCAUCUCAGCAGGCUGGGAACCAACUGAAGAAAAUGAAGAUGAAAGAGACAAACACCCCAGUUAUUCUGGAUCAGGCAUUGAUGAUGAUGAAGAUUUUAUCUCCAGCACCAUUCCAACCACACCACGGCUUUUUAACCACCCAAAACAGAACCAGGAUUGGACCUCGCGGAGCCCCGGUGAAUCGAAUCCAGGAAUAUUACUUCAGACUACUACAAGGAUGACUGAUGUGGACCAAAGUGGCACCAGUACUAAGGGAGAGGCCUGGCCCCGCGAACCACACUCUCCUCUCAUUCACCAUGAGCAUCAUGACGAAGAGGAGGCUCAGCAUCCUGCAAGCACAACCCCAGCCCAAGAAGGCCAUCCAGACCAAAGAAUGACAACGCAGAGCCAAGAGGACAGCUCCUGGACUUAUUUCUUUGACCCAAUCUCACAUCCAAUGGGACGAGAUCAUCAAACAGAAAGAUGGAUGGAUAUGGACUCCAGCCAUAGUACAACACGUCAGCCUUCUGCAGAUCCAAACACACAUUUGGUGGAAGACCUGGACAAGACAGGACCUUUUUCAGUGACAACUCAGCAGAGUCAUACUCAGAGCUUCUCUACAUCACAUGGAGGCUUGGAAGAAGAUAAACACCAUCCAAUGACUUCUACUCCAACAUCUAGCAAUAGAACUGAUGGCAGAGGUGGAAGAAGAGGUGUACAUCUUCCUGAAGACUCAGCUACUUCAGUGGAAGGUUCUACUUCUCACUCACCAGCCACGGGGGAAUACAGGACCCUCAUCCCUGUCACCCCUGCUAACACGGGGUCCCCUGGAGUUACUGAAGUCAAUAUUGCUGGAGAUUCCAACUCUAACGUUAUUCAUUUCUUUUCAGAAGACCAAGACUCAUCAGUUCACCCCAGUGGAACGUCCCAUACCACUCAUGGAUCAGAAUCAGCUGGCCACUCAAGUGGGAGUCAAGAAGGUGGGGCAAACACGACCUCGGAAUUUCCUAUGCGGAAACCUCAAAUUCCAGAAUGGCUCAUCAUCUUGGCCUCCCUCCUGGCCUUGGCUUUGAUUCUUGCCGUUUGCAUUGCUGUCAAUAGUCGAAGAAGGUGUGGGCAGAAGAAGAAGCUGGUGAUCAACAAUGGCAACGGAGCAGUGGGGGACCGGAAGCCAAGCGGAAUCAACGGAGAGGCCAGCAAGUCUCAGGAGAUGGUGCACUUGGUGAACAAGGAGCCCUCAGAGACUCCAGAUCAGUAUAUGACAGCCGACGAGACGCGGAACCUGCAGAAUGUGGACAUGAAGAUUGGGGUGUAACACCCACGCCGUGGUGACCUUGGAGAGAAACGGCAGUUGGAGACAUAACCCUGAUAAGGAGCUGGGACACUUCACAGAUGCAAUGUGCUACUGAUUGUUUCAUUGGGGAUCUUUUUUUAGUAUAAAAUUUUCUACUCCUUUUUGUUUUUUGCGUUUUAUUUUUUAAAGUCAGGUCCAGUUUAUAAAAACAGCAUUGCUUUCUGAAAUGAGGGCCCAAAUGAUAACCUGCAAGAAUUUGACUGCUCCAGUUCCCACCUAGAAGCCUCCACCCCUGAGGGCAUGCUCUGGAUGGCUUCUAACAAAAGCCACAAAUACAUCUUCCUGAUCCCCGACCUUCCCUCCACUCCUCCUCCCAGGCAACAGCAGCCAGCUAAGGACAUCCCCCAGGGCUAAGAGGGAUUGGUCCCUGGGAAGAUAUUUGAAUGGGUCCACAUCCCUCCCCUCCUCCUGCAGCCUAGUCCCUGGGCAUUUCUUUCCAGUGGGGUAGGGGAUCAGAAUGUACUGGUUACACAUCCCCUUCUACAGAGCCCCUGGAAAUUUUUCACAUGCUUCUGGGAAAUACCCAAAAGGUGAAGCUAUUUAUCUGUAGGAAGCUAUUUAUCUGUGUUUUUGAAAUAUUAAACCCUGGAGGUCCUUUGAUCAGUAUGAUUUUUUUUUUUUUUGGUUACUUUGUCAGAGGCAUAAAGGGUUUAAGCUGAUUCAUAAUAAACAUCUGUACUUCUUCCACUUUAACCCUUUGUGCUGUGAUCCUUCAGUUUUUUUCACCAGCAAGGUCUGGUUCCCAAAAACCCAUCAGGAAGAUGUGAGAAAGCCCUCCUUGAAAGUCUUCAUCUCAGAGCCACUAAGCCCCCCAUUCAGGCUCACUCAACCAAAUCUCAAAGAGAAUCCAGGAAGAUAGUGCUGUGUUAUCUCUGGGGCUCCAGAGCUUUCUUCUGUCCUAGCACCAGAGUUGUGAGGGGAGGAACCUCAGCUGCUUUUAUGUGAGAAUGGCCACCAGUUCUCUGCCCUGAAAGGCUGUGAAAAGUCACAUUACAUUGCAUGACCUACCAUUUGUGGCACCCCAUUUCAUAGACACUGACCCUGUGAAGUGAUGUCCAAAAACAAUAUGGAAGUACCUUUUGACCUCUUGUAAUGAAAAGAGAAGCCAAUGGAAAUGAAAGAGAGCAUAGACAGUAGCCAACCGAUUGCCACAGGUUGGGGAAGGGGGAGGCAGCUGUGUAGAUCCUGUCUGAAUAUUUUUAUAACUGUAUUUGUUUAUACUUUAGCAAGCCAGCUGUCCCCGACAUAGUUGCUACUCAGGGUACGUUAAGUGCCUGGGAAGUCCCUCAGAAGGUUACAGGGCUUCCCACCAUUGGACUCUUAGCACCAGAUAGGCAGGUUUAUGACCAAAUAAGAGAAUAAUGGCUUUAUCCCUUGCUUGGCAAGUCCUCGGUCUUUAGUCAUUGGUUCAGAAGUCCCAUUGGUCCUGGAACUUCCAAAGAUGCUUUGUAAUAGAAGAAAUUGAAUCUAUAAGGCAAGGACUCCUAAAAAAUGAGACUGCUCUCCUUAUGCCCCCAUAAAAAGUCAUCUGUUGCCUAAACUGAUAGGUUUAACUGGUGAUGUUGCUAAGACCAGAGAGAGAGAGAGAGAGAGAGAGAGAGAAAGAAGACGAAGGAAGAGGAGGAAGAAGAGAAAAAGAAGGAGGAGGAGAAGAAAAUAGGUCCCACAUUAGUCAGGGCUGGGCUUAUACCUGGGGCGAUUAUGAAGGGUCUAUUUUUAAAACAGAGGCCCACUUUCUGCACUCAUUUCCAACUUCUGUUCUCCCCUCUCCACCUUCAUAACCUCCUCCCAAUCAUGAUCUUUGAAAACUUCCUUCUCUUCUGUGAACUUCAUUGGCCAGUUCCAUACCCAGCUGUCUGGUUUUCCUUUUAUUUUCAAGUGGAAAGAAAAGACAUGGACAUCUAGCCCCUCCGUUUCACAGUCACCAUGUCCAAGUGCUCCCUGCUUUCCAAGAGCUUUCCUGGUCUGCUGCAGACACGCUCAUUCCAGCUCUUUAGCCACUCCAGGAUCCGGUUCAGGAGGGCUAUGCCAGCCAGGUUCUAUCUGUCCCGAGAUUUUCUUCAGGGUCAUGGAUUGUCUUACAAGUCUCACAGCUAGGGAUGGUUUUCCUUUUCUAGAGAUUUCCAAUAAAUAGGCUGAGAUAGGUGAUUGUUUUCUAUUUUUAGAAUUUAGUACGAUCUUUCCUUUUAUUACUGUUGUAGUCCCUCACUUGGAUAUGCCUCUGUGUUCUCAAAUAAGAAUGGGAGAGGUCCAGAGCUUCCAGCCCUUGGAUGCAAUACCCCUCCAAUACUGCCCAGAGUUCAUGGAAUAGGAUGUAUUCUCUCCCAUUUGAAACAAUGGCAUAGAGAGCUUAAGAUGCAAUUUUUCCUAAAAUUUCUUAAAUCUUUUGUGUCUCCUGAGGGCUGUCUUUAACUUAGCACUGGGUGAAAAUAAAAUGGGACAAGAGACUCCUUCAUAUCAAUAUUUUGUAGAUUCUAGCCUGGCAGAAUGGAAUUCUCAAGCAGAACCUCUCAAAGUUUUAUAUUGAGAUCAUGAGGCCAAGAAUUGAUUUCAUAGCCAAUGUUCAUUCAAUACUGGUACAGCAGAGGAGUGGGAGAAAGGAAUCUCUGACUUCUCUAGAAAUGUCAAGUGUACUUAAGAAUAAGAAUAACGUGGUCCAUUUACCUUUAUGUAUUGGUAUGCCUUUCUAUAAAUCACUUAUGUUGAGUUUUCAAAGAAUAGCUCAUUGUUCAUGCAUGUACAGUAACCAUUGUUACUUUGAUUUGUCACAGCACACCCUUCCUCUGAUUUUUGUAUAUUUAUUGAUGGACCAGUAGUAAUGAGGAAAGCAUGAUAUGUAUAUGGCCCAGUUGAAAGCACUUAUUGGAAAACACCAAAAGGCUACUAUUAAAAGUCUAAAGGAAACAGA